UGCUUCUGCCAGAGGCAGCGAGGAAUAAAUAGAUGCUGCGGCCCCAGAAGCAGCCAGAGCUGCAGGAGCGGCAGGGGCGGCGGCGGCUGGAGCUCGGCGAAGCUCGUGGUACCCCAUUGGGGGAAUUUGAUCCAAGGAAGCUGUGAAAUUGCCGGGGGAGGAGAAGCUCCCAGAUCAUUGUGUCCACUUCCAGGGGGGAGGAGGAGACGGCGGAGCGGGCCUCUUGGCGUCCUCGGCACUGCUGCACCCUGCCCCGUCCCGCCGGGAUCAUGGUCUGCGGCAGCCCGGGAGGGAUGCUGCUGCUGCGGGCCGGGCUGCUCGCCCUGGCUGCGCUCUGCCUGCUCCGCGUGCCCGGAGCUCGGGCGGCAGCCUGUGAGCCCGUCCGCAUCCCCCUGUGCAAGUCCCUGCCCUGGAACAUGACCAAGAUGCCCAACCACCUGCACCACAGCACCCAGGCCAACGCCAUCCUGGCCAUCGAGCAGUUCGAAGGUCUGCUGGGCACCCACUGCAGCCCGGAUCUGCUCUUCUUCCUCUGCGCCAUGUACGCGCCCAUCUGCACCAUUGACUUCCAGCACGAGCCCAUCAAGCCCUGCAAGUCUGUGUGCGAGAGGGCCCGGCAGGGCUGUGAGCCCAUCCUCAUCAAGUACCGCCACUCGUGGCCGGAAAGCCUGGCCUGUGAGGAGCUGCCGGUUUAUGACCGCGGCGUGUGCAUCUCUCCCGAGGCCAUCGUCACUGCAGACGGAGCCGAUUUUCCUAUGGAUUCUAGUAAUGGAAACUGUAGAGGGGCAAGCAGUGAACGCUGUAAAUGUAAACCUAUCAGAGCUACGCAGAAGACCUAUUUCCGAAACAAUUACAACUAUGUCAUUAGGGCUAAAGUUAAAGAAGUAAAGAUCAAGUGCCAUGAUGUGACUGCAGUAGUGGAGGUGAAGGAGAUUUUAAAGGCUUCUCUGGUCAACAUUCCAAGGGACACUAUUAACCUUUACACCAGCUCUGGUUGCCUGUGUCCUCCACUUAACGUCAGUGAGGAGUAUCUCAUCAUGGGCUAUGAAGAUGAGGAACGCUCCAGAUUACUGUUGGUGGAAGGUUCUAUUGCUGAGAAAUGGAAGGAUCGACUUGGUAAAAAAGUUAAGCGCUGGGAUAUGAAGCUCCGUCAUCUUGGACUGAAUAAAAGUGAUUCUAGCCAUAGUGAUUCCACUCAGAGUCAGAAGUCUGGUAGGAACUCUAACCCCCGGCAAGCACGCAACUAAAUCCUGAAAUGCAGAAAAUUCUCAGUGGACUUCCUAUUAAGACUUGCGUUGCUGGACUAGCAAAGGAAAAUUGCACUAUUGCACGUCAUAUUCUAUUUUUUAACCACAAAAAUCAGGUGGUAACUGAUAUUACUUCUAUUUUUUCUUUUGUUUUCUGCUUUUCUCCUUCCCUCCAUCCCUACCCCCCUUUUUUGUGGUCUGGGUGCAGCUCCUUAAAUAUAUUAUAUGUAUUCUAUUUCACUAAUCAUGGGAAAACUGUUCUUCGCAAUAAUAAUAAAUUAAACAUGUUGAUACCAGGGCCUCUUUGCUGGAGUAACUUAAUUUACUGUUCUGCAUCCAGAUUGGGAAUGCAAUAUUGGAUGCAAAGAGAGAUUUCUGGUAUACACAGAAAGCUAGAUAGGCUGUGAGGCAUACUUUGCUGAUCUAAUUACAGCCUCAUUUUUGAAUGCCUUUUGGGCAUUCUCCUCACGCUUAGAAAGUUCUAAAUGUUUAUAAAGGUAAAAUGGCAGUUUGAAAUCAAAUGCCACACAGGCAAAGCGAUCAAGCACCAGGAAGCAUUUAUAAGGAAACGACACGCAAGACGAAUUAUUUGCAAGAUUGGCAGGAAGCAAAAUAAACAGUGUUAGGAGCUGGGGAAAGAGCAUUUUGCCUGAUCGAGAAGCACAACUGAAACCAGUAGCUGUUGGGGUGUUAACAGCAGUGUUUCUCUUUUGGCAACACAUUCGAUUUGUUUGUGAAUAUAUUAAUCAACAUUAGGGAAGUGAAUUAUAACCAGACAUCAGCUGUUAUCAGCAUGGCUCUGUUUAAUUUGCUUCCUUUUAGAUAAACCCAUUGGUGUAAGUCUUUUUCUUCUUCUUCUUUUAAAAUAAAUCUCACUUGCUGCAUUUGACCAGGAAAACACAGUGUGUACGCAUAUGCACCAGGGUGUUUUUUUUUUUAAAUAUGGGGCUCUCUAAAAUGCUGUAGUUGCAGGAUGGUAAAAUGUGCAAGAUUCUGGGUGUGGGUGUGUCUGUGUGUGUUAGCAUGGGAUGUGUGUCUGUACCUUCACACCCAAGCUGAACUGAAUUACAGGCCUGUGCGGUGGCCUGCACUUUAUCAGUUGGAUUUGUGCUGUUUAAUGCCCAGUAGAAUAUGCUUAAUAAAAGGAAUUAUGGUUGUCAGGA
Messenger RNA from Kogia breviceps (pygmy sperm whale), 2410 nucleotides. RefSeq names its product frizzled related protein (gene FRZB). Gene Ontology annotation, cellular component: cytoplasm. Lineage: Eukaryota; Metazoa; Chordata; Mammalia; Artiodactyla; Physeteridae. The record is from RefSeq and is a predicted model, not a curated record. Gene Ontology annotation, biological process: canonical Wnt signaling pathway; non-canonical Wnt signaling pathway. Gene Ontology annotation, molecular function: Wnt-protein binding.